Molecule: messenger RNA, 4267 nt
Organism: Oncorhynchus keta (chum salmon)
Lineage: Eukaryota; Metazoa; Chordata; Actinopteri; Salmoniformes; Salmonidae
Product: patatin-like phospholipase domain-containing protein 2
Exons: 9
Coding region: 244-1782 (512 amino acids)
Biological process (GO): triglyceride catabolic process; positive regulation of triglyceride catabolic process; lipid homeostasis
Cellular component (GO): lipid droplet; membrane; cytoplasm
Molecular function (GO): triacylglycerol lipase activity
Source: RefSeq, a predicted model, not a curated record
AGGAGGAGCCUGAAACGCGGGUGGCUUGACUGGGUUUUGCGAGUCUCGGCUCUCUUGGCCGCAGUGGACGAUAUAGACUACUCAAAUCGGUUAAUAAGGUUCGAGUUGUCAUAGUAAUAGCAGGCAGGUUAAACAAAUAUACAGAUUAUGAUAUAAUAGAUAUUAAUCGAAUGCAUCUAUUUAAUUUAUUUCCAAUGCAGAGUGUGGGUCGUGGCUCCACCUAAAAUAAGACUCUGCCUCCUUAUGCAGAUUGGCCAGACCCGCCCUCUCCUAGAACCGGGUAGUUCAGCGCUCCGGCGAUUCUCAGUAGAUUACUCUCCGUCUUGUAGGUCCUCGUUAAAGACUUGUCCUCCCGGGAUGUUCGACCUAACAAAGGAAUGGAAUCUGUCGUUCGCCGGCUGCGGGUUCCUGGGGAUCUAUCACAUCGGAGUGGCCAGCUGCCUGUUGGAACAAGCGCCCUACCUUAUCAAAGGUGCCACCAAGAUCUACGGUGCUUCAGCUGGUUCCCUCUCCGCCUCGAUGCUCGCCAGCCAGGCAUCCAUAGCUAAGUGCUGUGAGGAUGUGAUCGAGACAGUAAAGGAGGCCCGGAAGCGUAACCUGGGUCCCCUCCACCCCUCCUUCAACCCGGUUAAGAUCAUCAGGUCGGGCCUGGAGCGUGACCUGCCCGCCGACGCGCACACACUCGCCUCCGGGAGGCUGUGUGUGUCACUCACUCGCGUAUCUGAUGGACAAAACGUCAUCGUGUCCGAGUUCAAGUCCAAGGAGGAGCUCAUCCAGGCACUGCUGUGUAGCUGUUUCAUCCCCAUAUACUGUGGCCUGAUCCCUCCAUCCUUCCAAGGAGUGCGUUACGUGGAUGGGGGAAUAAGUGACAACCUUCCUCAGUCGGAGCUGAAGAACACCAUCAGCAUCUCUCCGUUUUCGGGUGAAAGUGACAUCUGUCCACGGGACACCUCUUUCAACUUCCACGAGCUUCGUCUCACCAACACCUCCAUCCGGUUGAACCUGAGCAACAUGUACCGCCUCAGCAAGGCCCUGUUCCCCCCAGAACCCAAGGUCAUGGCAGAGAUAUGUCAGAGUGGCUACAAGGACGCCCUUCGCUUUCUUGAGGAGAACCACCUGCUGAAGCUGGAGUGUCCGACUGCCGGCCCCAACCCCAACCUAUCAGAAGCCGCCUGCUGCAAGCCCAUCGCCAUGGAAACAACAAAGAACUGGAUGUUCUGGCGGCUCCGCCUCCUGAGGAAGCAACACUGGUGGUUGGAUGAGCAGAUUGUUGACAACCUGCCAACCCAAAUCAAAAAAGUGUUUUGUGAGGCGUGCCAGCAGAAGCCUGGUCUGUAUGCUCAGGUGUCUGAGAUGCUGCCGGUCAGAGUGGCCUCCUACAUGCUCCUGCCCUGCACACUACCUGUGGUAUCGGCCUACUCAGUGGGCAAGAGGUUUGUGGAGUGGAUCCCAGAGGUGCCUGCAGAUAUGCGUUGGCUAGCUGGGGUGGCUGGGGAUGUGGCUGGGAGCGUGUACAGACAGACCCGGAGAGGAGCACCAGCAGACAUAACCAGUGAUGGUUCCCUGAGGAAUUGCAUGAGCCUGCCCCUACCCCUGGACAGUGACGGACCCAGGGAGAGAGACUGUCACCUCUCCGUGUUCGCUCGUUCUGUUCUCAACUUCCAAAGCCAAUACUGGAACAUCCCUGUCCCCCCCCCUUCCCACUGCUCCACCAGCCCCCACACGCCCAGCCCCUCCCCACGACAGAUCUGCUUCAGUGUUCAUUUUGGCACUCUUUUUUAGAUUCAUUCUAGUCUGGCAUUUUGACUAAAAUAUCAUUAAAUCUUAGUCACAUUUUUGUGAUUUGAAUAAUGAUUUAAUCAUUGUUAAAAUGAUAAAAACAGAGCCAUUUUAGUCAACUGAAUGCACUUUAAUUUGAGUCAUAUUUUAGCCUCAUUAGCCACAAACCACAUAUCCAUCCAGAGUUUUUAUGGGAGUAAAGUCAAACCAAAGAUUUUUAUAACUAACCCAAGAUGGACCAUAACUACUGAGAUGGUAGGUUAUUCAAGAAAUAAGUUGUUCUAUCUAACGUUCAAGCAGGAAAGCAUGAUUCCAGAUACACUAUUUUGAUGUGCAACCUAAUCCAGUGAUUGUCAUGAAUUGCGAAUUGAUAUAUUUAUGAAUUGUGAGUUGUUAUAUUUUAUUGUUAAAAUAGGGCUCCAGAAUUUGAUAUUUUUUGUUCAAUAGAGAUGAAUUUGCCUAUAUCGUUAUGUGCACUAAUAUCAUAGACAAAUUUAUUUUGGGGCUUAUACACCACAUGAUAAAGUAAAAACUCAAAACACAUUAGCUAGAUCACUAAUACUAAAUAUAAUACCCACUACUAGUAGCCAUGUAUUAAUCUAAAAGUAAAUGUAAUGUCCUUUUUGUUGCAGUUGUAGCCCUGCUACCCUCGCAAUAGCGCAUUUCACAGGCUUCGUAUCUUAAAGCCAUAUCUAAUAUUUUGAUUGUAAAAUAGUUGCUAUUUUUUUUAUUUAACUAGGCAGGUCCACUAAGAACAAAUUCUUAUUUACAAUGCCGGCCUACACCGGCCAAACCCAGAUGACCAAUUGUGCGCCACCCUACGGGAUUCCCAAUCACUGCUAGUCAUGAUACAGCCUGGAUUUGAACCAGGGUGUCUGUAGUGAUGCCUCAACCACAGAGAUGUAGUACCUUAGACUGCUGUGCCACUCAGGAGCUCAAUUGAGCUGAAUAUUAUGGAAAUGACAAAUAUAAAGUAUACCCACAGAAAGCUGAGCACAGUAGUUGCUUCUAAAGCUAUUUAUUUCCUGCAAUUGGAUUUUGAAAUGUUAUAUUGAAAUGCUAUACAAUCAAGAAGCCUUUUUUCUCUCUCCUGGAGUGCACACAGUGGCUCCAGCGAAACAAGCCAAGGGACUGGGCAGACACUUUCAUUGCAGGAAUCAUGAGGAUAAUGCACUUUACUGUUUGACCAAAUCAUGGUCUUAGCCACCCAAAAAAAUAGGACUUUUUUUUUUAAUUAUUUUUUUAAACUUUUGAGUGAGGUGAACAUGUCAUGAAUGUUCAGCUCGCACGGCACCCAAUACAAACGCCAUUAAAUGGUUUCAGUCUAGAGCCUUGCCCCUUGACAUACUGUAGCUAUAUUGUAAUCAAAGUUGUGUCAUAAGUAGUGGUCUGAUACUGUAGGUUGCAGCAAACCACAAAGCUAGCACUAUCAAUCAGUUAUUAACCUAUUUGAGCGAUUAAAGAGACGGGUGGGAGGAGCUAUAGGAGGACGGGCAUUUUUGUAAUGUCUGAAAUGGAAUAAAUGGAACAUAUCAAACAUAUGGAAACCACAUGUACCAGCUAAAGUUCCCUCCCACGGGGCCUGUCUAUAGUGUAUAGGAACUGAAAGGUGGAUUCGGAUAGGCAAAACAUGGUCAUGUGAUCGAAUAGCUUUGGGAUCUAGAACUGUUAGACACACUAUUGACUCAAUCAUGUAUUUUGAUCACUCCACCAAUCAUAUUUUAUUCUACAGUACACAUUGUAAAACAUUUAACCAGCUCACACCCUCUGCCAGUGAAUUAUUGUUUGGAAAUGCACAUUUUAUAAAUCACUUUGUCUAGUUUUACCAGAUAACGUGUUAUCACUACCUACUUACCUACAGUACCUACAUGCCUACAGUACCUAACUACCUGUGUUCAGUCAAAUGUAGCAUUCAUGCCUCCUUCCUAAUGGACUGUUGACCUGAGUUGACGUUGACUUCCUUGACUAAGAGCUGUGUGUUUUCCUGAAUACUAUUAGACAGGACCCUUGAACUGAACUAUGAACUACUGUGAUGAGCUGUGAUGUCAAGAAAUUUGAAUCACAAUAUCUCUCAAUGUUGACCAUUGCUUUUGAACAAUAACUUUAGGUGCAUAGGAUUCACAAUUUUAAUGGCAUAAUCAAAUGUCAAAUUUAAGUUACCACACUGCCCCAUUUAUAGUAGGGUACAUACUGUACUUGUAUUUAUAAUGUGUGUAACACUGUGAAAACCUCUAUCUACUUGUCCCUAAGAUGGCAGGUGGUUAAGAUGUCCCUAAGAUGACCUAGUGGUUAGCGGUAUAUUUCUUAAAUAUACUUUACUGUUGUUAUUUCACAUUAAGGACCUUAUCUUAAUAACAAACGCAACAACGGUUUUUAUGAUGGGACCUUCUGUGUUUAAAUAUACUGUAAGUAUUAAAAUCCUAUUGUGAAAAAAAUAUUACAUUUCCCUUGACCGGGUGAUGCUGAAUGUAAAAAAUGUCUUAACUUA